AUGCCGUCUACCCUCCUCUGUUUGGGGGUGGUCUUAUUCUCGCUGGCUCCACCCACCCUGUCGUUUUCCCGCGGGGCGAGCCGCACCUCCUGUCAGGAAAUGAUUCCCGGUCACAUUCGUGCUCAACCCCAGGACCCGUUCCACAGCUUCGUCACCCUGCGCACGUCCGCCUCCUCUUACCUGCCGGGACAGCUAAUCACAGUAACUGUCCGAAGCUCUCGGGACUUCAUGGGUUUCCUGCUCCAGGCCCGGAGCGUGGAGGGGUCCGGGGGAAGAGCUGAAGCUGGAGCUGGACCUGGAGUCGGGGUCCGGGCCAGAAGUGGAGUCAAAACAGGCGUCAGGUCCACAAGAGCCGGCCCAGUGGUGAUGGGUGGCUCCUGGACGCUCACUCCUCCUGGAACUCACACCCUGCGCUGCCUCUCAGACGGCGACACCCUCACCCACUCGGAUAAACAGCUCAAGAGAAACCUUUCGUUUGUGUGGAGAGCUCCUGAUGCCCCAAUGGGUGACAUACGCUUCUACAUCACAGUGGUGCAGUCGUACUUUGUGUAUUGGGCAGGUAUUGAGUCUGCAGUGGUGCAUGAUGGGAGUCGCAGAUCUGUGAGUGGGAGCAAAACCCCAAAGGUUGAUGGAGAAACUUCUGCACUGCAGGAAUAUGAAGUUGCUGCACUGCCAGCUCUCAGAGCCUACAGCGCGUCAAACAAACCAACAAACCAGGCAGCCAACCCUGCUACUACCACAGGACACAGUCUACCAGGAAGCAGUGGAACCCAACGCUACAGGUCCCUGGAACCAGUCACCCGUCCCAGCCUUGGCAGAGACCACCUGACCAACCAGGCAGCUAUCCAACCUUCCCCUACUUAUCCUGUACCGUACUCCUCCCACCACCCAUCACCAGCUGCCCUGUUUCCCCCGGUCCCCUCAACUAAUCCUUCCUCGUCUCCCUUUACCUCUUCGAAGUUGAACACGGCUCCCCUUCGCUCUCUGUACCACCCCCCCAUGCCCUCUCCUUCCCCUGUGCCCUCCCAGAAGCUGACCAUGGGCCAGAGUUUGCUGAUCCAGCAUCACAUUGCCCCAUCAGAUCCUCAGCCCGACCUCACCCCAGCAACACAGAGAACACUGGUUCAUCCGAAUCCCGAACCUCAUCCAAACCUUGACCCAAACUUUAAACUAAAUCUGGGUUACGAGUUGAAAACACACCUUCCCAAAACGGAUACUAAACCAAAACGUCCUCCCAAUCCCCCUGGAACUCCAGACAAAGACGGGAAGUAUCCAAACAUUAUCCCCAGACACAGUGCCUGGGAGCUGGGCAUGCUGCUGGGCUGCUCAGCGGGCUUAGGCAUGGUGCUGGUGGUUGGGGUGAGGUACAUGUACCGGCAGGCCUGUGGUAAACGGACAGCGGUGACGCUGAACGACAGGGAGAGAGAGUAUGAGAGAGGACAGCGAGGAGAGAGAGGAGAGAGAGGCCUGAUCCAUGUCCAGGAGUGUGGGGACUUGGUCCGAGUCCGAAGAAUCAGAGAAAACAGUUUUGUGCUUCUGGCAGAGUACGAUAUACUGACACCACCUGGAGACUGA
Messenger RNA from Limanda limanda (common dab), 1575 nucleotides. RefSeq names its product reelin domain-containing protein 1-like. The coding region runs from base 1 to 1575 and encodes 524 amino acids. The record is from RefSeq and is a predicted model, not a curated record. The transcript is spliced from 6 exons. Gene Ontology annotation, molecular function: oxidoreductase activity, acting on metal ions. Lineage: Eukaryota; Metazoa; Chordata; Actinopteri; Pleuronectiformes; Pleuronectidae.